GUUUGGCUGCAGGUUUCGCCAUUGGAAUCGUUGGGGAUGCUGGUGUGCGAGGAACUGCACAACAGCCAAGGCUGUUUGUUGGAAUGAUCCUUAUCCUUAUUUUUGCUGAAGUACUUGGGUUGUAUGGGCUCAUUGUAGCUCUUAUACUUACGACUAAGCUGUAAUCUGGGAAUGUAUGCAUGGGCAGAGUCUUAGCCAAAACAAUGGUUAUUUAUAUUGACUGCACAUGAGUUUUGACUGAAUAAUUUAUAUUUGUUGAUUCCCUGCCAUUUUAAUUAAUUUUUUUUUCCUUUUGUAGAUGCCAGGUAUCCAUUGUAUUAAUUAUUUUUAUCUUGAUAUUGAAGACAAUUUUAUUUUGUCAUGCAACAUUUAUAAUGUUUGAAAGAUUUUUAUCUCCUCUGAGUAUUUUUAAACAGACACUUAAUAUGUAUUAUUGAAUCAUAAAAAUUCUGAUAAAAUCCUUUUCGUAAUAUAAUGAAUUCUUAAUUUUAUUGAAUGCCAUAAUUUCUAAAGAACAAAGAUUUUUAUUUUUUAUGAUGGAUACUGGUAUUUUCUUGUAUAUUUUGUAAACCUGUCAUCCUUUUUGUUUCAAAUCUCUCUGCCCUGUCUCCCUGUAAUCUUGGGUGUCCAUAUUGUAGAUUAAAAACACUUUUGAAAUUGUUAGAUAUAUUUAAGAAGAAAAAAAAACUCAUUUUAUUUUCAAUUUAAUUGAUUCAUGUGAGGGAAUUACGACAGUGUACAUACUAUUUGUGUUUUAAGUGUAAUGUCUAUGAAAUUCAUCACUAAAUUUCAGUCUAGUAAUCCCUUGUGUAAUAUUUCUUAAAUUAAAAAAAAAUAUUUUAAUUAGUUAAAAUUUAUUUUUAAAGUUAUUCUGCUAAUUGUUAAAAUAAAUUGUAUUAUGCAUCUUGGGAUUACUAUGUUAGGGUAGCGUGUUUAUAUGAAUAAUCAGACUUUUUUUUUUCUUUUUAACUGUACUUCUUUUAUUUCAAUUGAAGUGGAAUAUCAGCAGUAUAGUUGGUGGUUUAGGUACAAAUAAGCAAGACAUGAUUAAUGUUUUAUUUUGUGUUGUUGAACAUUGUUUAUGCAAAAUUUUAAUAUUUUAUAGAACAACAUUAUAUCUUAUUGUUAUAUUUAUAGUGAUAAAAUUAACCAAAGUUUGGAUUAGAAGAGUUUAAUUUACAAUCGUAGAAGUUUGCAAAAUUCUAGUGGGCACCCUGUUGUCACUCCAUGUUUUAUAUGUGUUGUAUGCAUCUGGUGUUGAUACAAGAUUAAAAUAAAAAAAAGCUGUUCUCUUGCACCAUCUAAGUGUUAAAAAAAAAAAAAAAAACUGUCAGCAUGCAGUUAUAGAUGUAUAUGAGAGUAUUUUAUUGCUGAUUUGUCUCACAAAUAAGUAAUAUAUUUGCAUAUCAUUUCAGCACACAAUGGCUGUUUGUCCUCAUAGAUUGUAAGUUUUAACUAUAAAAAAAAUCUGAACUUUAUUUCACGUGAUUGAUUAAUCUUAUUGAUAAUCUUUUUGAUUCAGGGGUAGAAUUUUUGUGUACACUUUCAAAGUCAAUACUUAAGAAUUUUAAUGUUAUUUUUAACAUCAUCAAAUCUAGUCCUGAUUGUUUUAAAUGAAUCGUUGUGUUAAAUGACAUUAAAGCAGGGUUUAAAAACAAUCUCAUUUUUUUUUAUAAAAAAAAUGUCAAAUUAUGAUAGGCUAAUUACCAUUCUUUAAAUUGCACUUACAUCUGAAAACAUUUCAUCAGCCAGUAUUUAUUUUUAUUUUAUUUAGUUAAAGACAUCAGAUCUAGUACUAAAUAUCUAUGUAUGUAACCUCGCUCUAGUGAACAUUUUGUGACAAUAGGAUCAUUAAUUUACUUUAUUUGUGUAAAUCCUUAGUUUUUUUUAUUUACUUACAAUUUAUUCAAGAAAUUUGCUGAAACACAAUGUUUUAAAUUUCAAAUUUUUUUUUUCAUGCCUGGAUUGAUUGUGAACCCUGCAUUAAAGAGCCUAUAAUUUUGUAAUGUAUUAUGCAAAUUUCAAUGUACUAUGCAAAUUUUAUUUAUGCAAUGAAAUAAAAAUAUAUAUAUAAUUUACUUUUAGAUCUGCGGUAUAUGUUAAAUUGGCAAUGUUCAAGUGCGGAUGUUGUGAGACUUGUUUAUCCAUGUAUUUUAACAUUGCUGAUAAAUAUUAGUCACAUGGUGGAGCAGCUGGUUGUGAGUUAAUAAUUUCAUUUUCAUCGAGCUUGUUAACUUAAAAAUUACAGCUUAUUUUGUUACGUUACAUUUUUGUCAUAUAAUCCAUUAAAAUUUUAAAUGCUGUCAUGAUAUCAACUUUAUUACUGUUUUGGCUUUAUUGUUGGUGAAACAAUUGAACAUAAUUGUAUAUUUGACUAAAACUAAAUAUAGUUAUGUAUAUGUUUGUGCAAAUUAUCAAUUUCUUAAUAUUUCUUUUAUACUGCCCUCUUAUUUUCAAUGAAAGUGUCAAAUAAUUUUAGAUUUUUUAUUUUCGAGUUCCUAAAUGAUUUUCUAUUCCCACAGUUUAUCAUUCCAUCUUGUUUAUAUAUUUUUUGUGAUUUAAUCAUAUUUAAAAUUUGUAGUUAUAAAAAUUUUUUAAAUCUUUAUUAAUUAUUCUUUGAUCUAUGCAAAUUUUUACAAAUGUUUUCAAAUUUAAUUUUUUUAACCAUUUAAGAGUUAAAUUUUACUGCAUUAAAAAUGUUUUAAUGUAUUUUCAAAUGAUUAUUUAUAUGUGAGGUAAAGUGCUAUUCUUAAAAUAUAUAGUUAUCUACAUAGAUAAUAUUGAUGUAAUAGUUGUGAGCAAAAAAACUCAUUAGUAGAUAUAGCCUGUUUAAAAUAAACAUUGUAAUGAUUUAGUUUCAUAGAGGCUUCGUGUUUAUUGAAAUAGAAGUCUCUUUGUUCAAUGUGUAUGAUGGUUAUGUUCAUUAUUUUGCAAAUAAAAAUAUCAUAAAUUU
Parasteatoda tepidariorum (common house spider) is the source of this 2953-nucleotide messenger RNA. Lineage: Eukaryota; Metazoa; Arthropoda; Arachnida; Araneae; Theridiidae. The record is from RefSeq and is a predicted model, not a curated record.